UACCCAUCAAUACCUAAUUAUUAAUUUUCGGUUUUAUUAAUUAAUUAUAAAAACACUAACUAAUUUUUGAUUGGUCCAAACUUUGAAAUCUCCCCCAUACUUGGCGCUAUAUAUAUCACGCUCCACUAAUUUUUUUGUCUCAUAAAGCCCUUCGUAAUGGUGUUUGGGGCUUUAUAGAGGCUUUAUGUGGGUGCAUAACGCCCCACUACACAUGACCUUAGUAUUUGAAACAUAUUUAAACCAUGUAAGACUAGUCAGUUACAUAUAUAGACUCCACUCCACUCCAGAUCCACCACCUGGUUCACCUCCUAUAAUCAAUGGCCCAUCACUUUCUACUCUUCAUCAACUUCUUCUUCUUCCUCCUCAUCUCAUUCUCCACCUCUGAUGACGCCUCCUUCAUGUCAAAGCUUUCCACCUCUAUUUCCCCUACUCCAUCCACCUGGAGAACCGAUGAUUUCUGUGUUUGGGAAGGAAUUAAAUGCGACAACACCAGACAUGUUAUUGCCAUAAAUCUAGUAUCUAAAUCGCUCAGCGGGACUCUCCCGUCCAACCUCAACAGCCUUUCGCAACUCAAAACCCUGUCUCUUCAAAGAAACUCACUCUCGGGCGACUUACCUACUUUAGCUAACCUCGCUUUCCUCACAGAAGUGUACCUUGAUGCCAACAAUUUCACUUCUAUUCCUUCUAAUUUUUUUCUGGGUCUCACCAAUCUCCAGACCUUUAGCAUUUCUGAUAAUCUAAAUCUGUCGCCAUGGAGUCUCCCUAACGACCUAAGUCAAAGCACCAAUUUACAGUCAUUUCAAGCUAGCAAUGCUAACGUUAACGGUUUCAUUCCAGACAUAUUUGAUAGUUUCCCUAGUUUUCAGAGCCUCCGUUUGUCUUACAAUAAUCUUACUGGAACACUACCUGCAACUUUUGAUGGAUCGGGAAUUCAAAAUCUCUGGCUUGACAAUCAACUUCAAGGUCUUUCUGGUACGCUUGAUGUAAUUUCUUCCAUGACUCAACUUUAUCAAGUUUGGUUACAAGCUAAUGCGUUCACCGGUGCUAUACCGGACCUAUCAAAAUGCAUAAAUCUAUUUGAUUUGCAACUUAGCGAUAAUCAAUUAACAGGUGUAGUUCCUAGUUCUUUGAUAUCUCUCCCUACAUUAGCCAAUGUUACCUUACAAAGGAAUAAGUUACAAGGUCCAUUGCCGGUAUUUCAAAAUGGUGUAAGAGAUACCUUGGGAUUAAGUACUAACAGAUUUUGUCUGGCUACGCCCGGAAAUUGUGACCCACAAGUGACGGCCCUCCUUGAGGUUGCUGAAGCUCUUGGGUAUCCAAUGUUAUUGGCAGAAUCUUGGGAAGGUAAUAAUGCAUGUGCCAAUUGGAACUUUGUUUCUUGUGAUUCUUCGGGAAAGAAUGUGACUGCAAUAAGCUUUUCAAAUGUGAAAUUUUCGGGUACUAUUUCACCUUCCUUUGCGAAUUUGACUUCAUUAAGGAGUUUAUCAUUGAAAGAUAAUAAUCUCAUAGGGUCUAUUCCUGAGAUUUUGACAUCUUUGCCGGAUCUUCAACUUCUUGAUGUGUCAAACAAUAAUCUUUCGGGGAUUGUACCUGAAUUCCCACAAAAAGUGAGGGUUGUACUUGAUAACAAUCUUUUACUUGGUGAAGACAUUCAUAAUGGAAGUAUAAAGCCACCCGAUUCUACACCAAAUUCUAGCGCUUCAGGUGGUAGCCCAACUCAACAUUCACAACGGAAGCUUGUUUCCGCUGGUAUGAUUGUUGGUAUCGUGAUUAGCAUUCUUGUUUUUAUAUGGAUUGUAUCAUACAUAUGUUACUACAAGUUUUAUAAAGUUCCUACCAAAUUACAUAGUCAAGUUAGUAGGAAUCAUAACCACACGCCUAGUUACGAAAAUGGUAGUCUAAUGAUUUCCAUUCAAGUGCUCGACCAAGUGACCGAUAAUUUCAGUGACAACAAUGUGUUGGGGAGAGGUGGAUUUGGAGUUGUUUAUAAAGGCCAGUAUGACGAUGGAAGUAUGAUUGCAGUCAAGAGAAUGAAAUUGGGAACAAAAGGGAUAAAAGAGUUCCAAGCGGAAAUUGGAGUUUUAACAAAAGUUAGGCAUAGACAUCUUGUGGCUUUUCUUGGUUACUGUAUUAACGGUAACGAGAGGCUUUUGGUAUAUGAAUACAUGGAACAAGGAACUUUAAGUCAACAUUUGUUUGAAUGGAGAAAACAUAAAACCCCUCCUCUUAGUUGGAGACAAAGGGUUUCCAUUGCUUUAGAUGUAGGAAGAGGGGUGGAGUAUUUGCAUAGUUUGGCACAACAACGCUUCAUUCAUCGAGACCUAAAGCCGGCUAACAUCCUUCUUGAUGGUGACAUGAGAGCAAAGGUAGCGGAUUUUGGUUUGGUUAAGAUUGUGCUUGAUGGGAAGCACUCAGUUGAUACGCGAUUGGCGGGGACUUUCGGUUAUCUGCCACCAGAGUAUGCCAGGAACGGGAGGGUGACAAGAAAGGUGGAUGUUUAUGCAUAUGGGGUAGUUUUAAUGGAGUUGGUUACGGGCCGAAAAGCAGUAGAUGAAACUAUGUCAGAUGAGAGUUGUCAUUUGGCUACAUGGUUUAGAAGGGUCCCUCUCCUCUCCAAGGAAAAUAUGGUAAAUUGUAUAGACCAAGUUCUUAAUAUUGAUGAUGAAGUAACUCUUGAAAGCAUAGUCAAGGUGGCUGAGCUGGCAGUCCAUUGCACUGCGUGUGACCCGUUUCAGAGACCUGACAUGAGUUAUGUGGUUAACGUGUUGGGUCCUCUUGUAGAGCGAUGGGAACCCUCUCAACAGGAAGAAGUACAAACUUACCAUGGUCACCAUACGAGCCUUCCUCGCGUUCUUCAAGCAAAUGAGGAUACCUCAAGUAUGUCGUCGUUCAAUGACUUUCAGGCAAACUCAGUGUAGCAUUCAUACUUUUUAAAAUUUUUAGAAACAUAGUAAUAAAAAAUUCAGCUCUUGUCAACUUCUAAAAAAAAUGACCUGACCCGACCCGAAACCUGUUCUGACCCGGACCCGUUCCGACCCGAACCUGUUCCGACCCGGACCCGUUUCGACCCGAACCAAAACAACCCUUUUUUUAUAAUUGACCCGUUUUGACCCAUGACCCGACUCGACCCAACCCGACCCGUUUGCCAGGUCUUAUACUAAUUAACUCCUCAUACAAGUAUUUUAUUUCA
Messenger RNA from Helianthus annuus (common sunflower), 3190 nucleotides. Its product is annotated as receptor-like kinase TMK4. NCBI's taxonomy places the organism in Eukaryota, Viridiplantae, Streptophyta, Magnoliopsida, Asterales, Asteraceae. The record is from RefSeq and is a predicted model, not a curated record. Gene Ontology annotation, molecular function: protein kinase activity; protein binding; ATP binding. Gene Ontology annotation, biological process: protein phosphorylation. The transcript has 2 exons. Bases 318 to 2918 code for a protein of 866 amino acids.